GUCACAUCUACUCCAUAAUGGGUGUUCCUGCUGAUGACAGAACACGACAGGAAAACAACAUAACCUAUAUCGUCUCAACGAUGGUGACAACAGACACUGGCUUUCCAGAUCCUGACAACCCCAGUAACGAAAUAAGAGCCACGAACGACGUAAUUCUGGUCACCGAUGACGAAGAAGACUCCGACAACCAAGAAACCGUAGUUCUAGACGAAUACCAACCCCUUGCAACGGAAGACAUUGGAGAUUUACACCAGUCGAGCAGUGACGACGAAGGUCACGACGUCCAAAUAACAAACUCUACACCUACGAAUGAUUCCGUAGUACCUCCUAUUACUCCGAUGGAAGAAGUAAUAGUAAAAGAAGUGUGGUCGGGUCCCCCACCUAAAUCCGUCGACAUCGAAAUGGACAGCAAGAGAGUGGACGAAGUUAAGCAAGUCAUGAUGAACGUUACCUUGCCCCAAAGUUCUAUACCCGAGUGGGCGGCGAAUAUACCGGAGGAGGAAUGGAAGAACCAGCUGAUGAAACGGCUCCAGAACAUGAAGGAUGAGGGGAAAUAAAGCGUAUAGAUAUAAUUUUUAAUUUAUUGUUUCAUUCCGGUUACUUUUUAAAAAAACUUAACGCCAAGUCUUAAAAUUUUUAGAUAAACACCUGAAAAGGUUUCUUAAUGUGAUUUUUUUUUAAGUUUUGGUAAGUUUGAGGCACUUUCUUUUAAGAAUUAUAUUUAAAAAAGUUAUAUUUUGAGCUCAUAUUGUAUAUUUUUGUUAUUAAGGUGAAUAUUUUAUGUAAGCCUCGAUUUGUUUAGUAAAAGACUCAUUAUACAGGGUGUAUAUCAAUUUAGAACCUGGAAUUAUCAGGGAGGUACAUAGGUCUGGAAAUAUCGUGAAUUCUUAAGUUUUCAUGUAAUUUUUUCAAAUUCCAGUCGUAAUCGUUGUUUAUUUACAAAGUUGUACCACCGGAUGUCCUGUCGCUGAGAAAUAAAUUUGUUACUACUA
Anoplophora glabripennis (Asian longhorned beetle) is the source of this 992-nucleotide messenger RNA. RefSeq lists its product as uncharacterized. Gene Ontology annotation, biological process: spermatogenesis. The coding region runs from base 18 to 557 and encodes 179 amino acids. The record is from RefSeq and is a predicted model, not a curated record. NCBI's taxonomy places the organism in Eukaryota, Metazoa, Arthropoda, Insecta, Coleoptera, Cerambycidae. The transcript has 3 exons.